GAAUGAGCCACCUACAGAGCGUACAGUCGACCAAAUGUCAGAGCUGAACUCAUCGCUGCACUGAGAACAUCAAAAACCAAUCGUUGGCGAGGGAGGUGCAACGGCAUUUAAAAAGAGGAUUUGUUUGAUAAAUAUUCAACAUUUCCACCUGACUCCGCUUCAGUGAGCACAGAGAGACACAGCAGUCAGCAAUUGAUUUGUUCAGACUUGACUGAAAUGAAGACCUCAAUUCAAUCUGUCCUCCUUCUCAUUGCUAUGCUCGUGUCAACAGAAGGGGCAGACGAUGUGAUAUAUGUAUAUGCUCAGGUGGGAGGGACGAUCACCUUUGAGCUUCCAGAGAAGACUGAUUUCACAAAACAUUAUGUGUACUGGUACUUUGAGGGAGGGACUGAAAUUGCUUGGUGUACUCCGUUGGGAAAUAAGAGGACCUCUGAAGAUGAACUCUGGAAAAGCAAGUUGUUCUGGACUGGUGACCGUUCACUGACCAUCACCAACAUCCCAGAAGGAAACUUUGGGACUUUUGUCGGUGAAGUGAAAUUAUUUAGCACAACCAUUUCAACCAUCAGAUAUAGACUUCUGAAACUCACUGCGACUGUGAGCCCAGUCUCUCCUGUGCUGCCGGGGACAUCUCUGUCUCUGGUCUGCAAUGCAGAGACUUUUCAGGGUCAGAAGAAGCCACAGAUACACUGGCUGAAUCCCCGGGGAGAAAGAAAAUCUACCCGACAAUCAUUUAGUAUGAUGGCCAAAAACCAAGACAAUGGGGAUUGGACUUGUGUUGCUACAUAUAAUCAAAUAGAGAACAAAGCCAAAGUUUCUGUUACAGUUGUGGACCUGUCCCCAGCUCCUUUACGUCCUCAGUAUACAUCUAAGUCCCGGCCUCUCACCAUCCCCUGCUCUAUUCCUGAUCACAUCUCCUGGGGACAAAUCAAUGCUACAGGCAUCAAGGAAGUUACCUGGCACUUCAUCCCUAAAGCGGACCCGAGUCCACAAAGGCUCUUCUACCUCUCUCUCGGUUCACUGACCUGGAAUACAGUUCAAAACAAGGGACUACGCCCUUUAGGAGACCCCAAAAAAAGAAGUCUGUCUUUGACCAAAAGCCGAGGCACAGGAGAAGAUGAAGGAGAUUAUAUUUGCGCCCUGAAAUUCAAAAACGGCGUGACUCUAAGCAGGACUGUCCACGUACAGGUGCUGCAAAUCACCUCCUCCCUGGGAACAAAGUUAAUUUCUGGCCAACAGCUCAACCUGACUUGCAGCCCCGGUCACCCGCUGCCCCCUGACUUACAACUGAAAUGGCUCCCACCUGAACAGUCACCCCUGUCGUCAUCCCUGACACCUGACCGUCACCCCGCCCAUCUCACCAUCCCGGAAGUGGGGACAGGAGAUAGCGGAAAGUGGAGGUGUGAGCUGUGGCAGAACAACACACGGCUGACGUUGGCUGAGAUAACGUUGAAUAUCGAACCAAAACUGAGUGUGUGGAUGCAGGUGGUCAUAUGCAGUGUCAUAGUCAUCGUGCUCCUCCUCGUCCUCCUCAUUUUCAUCCUCUAUCGACGCAGACAACGGAAGACGAGAACCCUCAGGCAUCGACUUUGCCAAUGCAAAAACCCGAAGCCAAAAGGAUUCUACAGAACAUAACAUCUCCCAAAAAAGACGUUUUCAAGAGGACAUUGCAGCCAAUUGAAUUUCUGUCCAGAUAAGAUGGAUUUUUCUGUCAUAACUGCUGAACCUCUGUUAGGUGUGUUAGAUGAGGGUCUGAAAGUUUAAAACAAAGUUCAGUUCAAAGACUUUUAUCACACAAAAAUGUAUUUUCAAGUUGUAUGUAUGCUGUAUAAAUCAGCCAAAAUAGCAUGGAGUUUUUGUUUAUUUGACAGAAGUACUCUUCAUUUUAACAUUAUUGUUUGUGAUAAUAGACGUUAAUAGCUGUUUAUGUUGUACUCUCAUU
Molecule: messenger RNA, 1939 nt
Organism: Plectropomus leopardus (leopard coralgrouper)
Lineage: Eukaryota; Metazoa; Chordata; Actinopteri; Perciformes; Serranidae
Gene: cd4-1
Product: CD4-1 molecule
Source: RefSeq, a predicted model, not a curated record